ACAGUGCGGCCCGAACGGAGGCCGCGGCGCCGCCCUCCGGUCCUGAGGAGCCCGAGCUGCCCGGAGCCCGCACCGCCUCCUUACCCGCGCCGAAGUCAACCGGCCAGACCCGGCCCGGCCACACUGGGCGCUGCGCAAGCAGGCAGCACUAGCCCCUCUGAGCGCAGGACCCCCUCCCCAAGGACAUGAAGCUGUUGGAGAACUCGAGCUUCGAAGCCAUCAACUCGCAGCUGACAGUGGAGACUGGAGACGCCCACAUCAUUGGCAGGAUCGAGAGCUACUCGUGUAAGAUGGCGGGAGACGACAAGCACAUGUUUAAGCAGUUCUGCCAGGAGGGCCAGCCCCACGUGCUGGAGGCGCUGUCUCCACCCCAGACGUCGGGCCUCAGCCCCAGCAGACUGAGCAAGAGCCAAGGUGGUGAGGAUGAGGGCCCGCUGAGCGACAAGUGCAGCCGCAAGACGCUCUUCUACCUGAUUGCCACGCUCAACGAGUCCUUCCGGCCUGACUAUGACUUCAGCACAGCCCGAAGCCAUGAGUUCAGCAGGGAACCCAGCCUCAGCUGGGUGGUGAACGCAGUCAACUGCAGCCUGUUUUCGGCCGUACGGGAGGACUUCAAGGCCCUGAAGCCGCAGCUCUGGAACGCAGUAGAUGAGGAGAUCUGCCUGUCCGAGUGUGACAUCUACAGUUACAACCCGGAUUUGGACUCAGACCCCUUUGGGGAGGAUGGCAGCCUCUGGUCCUUCAACUACUUCUUCUACAACAAGCGGCUGAAGCGGGUCGUGUUCUUCAGCUGCCGGUCCAUCAGCGGAUCCACGUAUACUCCCUCGGAGGCCGGCAACGAGCUAGACAUGGAGCUGGGCGAGGAGGAGGAGGAAGAGGAGGAGGAGGAAGAAGAGAGCGGAAGUGGAGGCAGUGAGGGCGGACCCGAGGAGACCAGCGCCAUGGAGGAGGACAGGGUCCCGGUGAUCUGUAUGUGAGGACGAGGAGCAGAGGCCCCAGCUUCGUUCAGCUUCAGCCAGUGCCUGGAACCCUCACCUGAGGGUGCCCCAAGGCCUCCCCAGCUGGUGGUCAUCCCCGGGGCUUGCCAAGGCUGCAGCGCCGCCCGAGGCCACGCCCACCUAGCCCUUUGGCUCCCGCCUGCAGACGUCUGCUCACCCCCACGGGCUCCAGCUGCCCAUGUUGUGGUCGGGCUGGACAGCACAGGGCCUGGUGGGAAGAGCCACUGCCCUGCCCCGACGAACUGACACAGGCAGGGACAGCUGGACUACAGAGUUUAUUUUUGUAUUUCGUGCCGGAUCAGGCCUGGGCCUGCACACUCCAGCCCAAAGGGCCCGAGACCCAGUAAGCGGGCCCCUGCGGUCACCACGCCGGGCUUGGCCAGCCCCUGACGCCCACCUGUACCACCCUCCCCCCGUACCCUGCCCGUUGGGCAGCGUGCACUGAGUGUCACUUUGCUGCAGCUGGUUUGUUUCCAAUAAAAAAUUUCUGUGAUUUA
Molecule: messenger RNA, 1495 nt
Organism: Prionailurus viverrinus (fishing cat)
Lineage: Eukaryota; Metazoa; Chordata; Mammalia; Carnivora; Felidae
Gene: MAF1
Product: MAF1 homolog, negative regulator of RNA polymerase III
Exons: 8
Coding region: 186-977 (263 amino acids)
Biological process (GO): negative regulation of transcription by RNA polymerase III
Cellular component (GO): nucleus
Molecular function (GO): RNA polymerase III core binding
Source: RefSeq, a predicted model, not a curated record